CGGGAGGGAGGUGCUGGCAGCCGCUGCCGCCGCCGCCGCCAUGGAGCCGGUGGGCAGGCGCGGCCGAGCUGCCGAGGAGGGCCCGCGGCCCGAGGAGGAGGAGGUGGACCCCCGCAUCCAGGGAGAGCUGGAAAAACUGAAUCAGUCUACAGAUGAUAUCAAUCGCAGAGAGACGGAGUUGGAGGAUGCACGCCAGAAGUUCCGCUCCGUGCUGGUUGAAGCAACAGUAAAACUGGAUGAACUGGUAAAGAAGAUAGGAAAAGCUGUAGAAGACUCUAAACCUUACUGGGAAGCUCGGAGGGUGGCCAGGCAGGCACAGCUGGAAGCUCAGAGGGCGACUCAGGAUUUUCAGAGGGCCACUGAAGUGCUGCGUGCUGCGAAAGAGACCAUUUCACUUGCUGAGCAGAGGCUACUGGAAGAUGACAAACGUCAGUUUGACUCUGCCUGGCAAGAGAUGCUCAACCAUGCUACUCAGAGGGUCAUGGAGGCAGAACAGACCAAAACGAGAAGUGAGUUGGUUCACAAGGAGACUGCAGCCAAAUACAAUGCUGCCAUGGGAAGGAUGAAACAGCUGGAGAAGAAGCUGAAAAGAGCCAUCAAUAAAUCAAAACCUUAUUUUGAACUCAAGGCAAAGUACUAUGUCCAACUAGAGCAACUGAAGAAAACAGUGGAUGACCUGCAGGCAAAACUGGCCCUAGCAAAGGGAGAGUAUAAGACUGCCUUGAAAAACCUGGAGAUGAUCUCAGAUGAGAUUCACGAGAGGAGACGGUCCACUGCCAUGGGGCCCCGAGGAUGUGGCGUGGGUGCUGAAGGGAGCAAUAUCUCUGUAGAAGACCUGUCAGCAAGUAAACCGGAGUCGGACACCAUCUCCAUGGCUUCAGAAGUGUUUGAGGAUGACAAUGGCAGCAGCUUCAUAUCCGAAGAAGAUUCGGAAACUCAGUCGGUGUCCAGCUUCAGCUCUGGUCCUACGAGCCCCUGUGAGGUGCCCACUCAGUUUCCUCCUGCAACGCGACCUGGAAGCCUGGAUCUGCCCAGCCCUGUAUCCCUCUCUGAGUUUGGGAUGAUCUUUCCUGUCCUCGGCCCCCGAAGUGAAUGCAGCGGGGCAUCCUCCCCCGAGUGCGAAGCUGAAAGAGAUGAAGCAUGGCUACUGCACCUAAACAAUCUGCAAGAGGCACAACAUGAGGUGUGGCUUCUCCUGUGACACCAGCAAGCAGGUUUCAGGUUCUAGCUUUGUACCUGGACCAAUUCUCCCAGGUCAGCUAGGUCAACUGAGGAAACAAAAGGCAAGCUACUUUCACCCCAAGAAACAAACUAGAAACACCCUCCAUAAGCAACUAUUUUCAUUUCCAAGUAAAUUACACUCCAGAGUUCCUGGUUGGAAAAGACUUUGAAAGAUGUAUGAAGGUAAGCAGUGGAGAUGGAAUACCAGCACACUCAUCUAGGAGUCAGCCAUAGAAGAGGAGGAAUGGCUACUCUCCGAGUACUUCAAGGGUAAGGAAGAAACAAAUCUCUCCACCUGAAUAUACUGAGGAGAAAGACAGAAGUAAAGCUUCAAGAUAGCAGAGUUCCUUCAAUCUUCUUUCAUCCUGGGAAGAAGGAGGUACUUUUUGAUCACCCCGAGGGACAAAGCCUACAGUCAUCUCAACAAAAGAAUAUGCUAGUCAAGAUUAAAAGAAACUUGAGCAGUAUCUGUACCUAAUGAAAUACCUGAUAAAAGCAGUUGUUAAUAUAAGAUAAUUUCAGACUAACUUCAACAUCUGCAAGUAAUAUUUGCAUGCACUGACACAACAGAAGGAGGAACACAGCAGAGGAAAAAACAGUAUGCUGCUGCAGUAAAUUUUAUCUAAUAGGCUGAAAAUGUUCUGCUCCAACAGCCAAAGUGGAAAAACUAGAACAGUUCUACUAACUCUUGAUCUGGUUACCCUGUAUGACCAGGGUUCUUUAGCCUACAUAAAACCAUGUUACAGAAUUCAGAGAAAAGAAGAUUUUACUCUACCAUGUAGCAAAAGUAACAUUCCCCUCCCAACAGCCCACGUAUAUUUACAUUAUAAAAAGGGAAAAGAAGGGAAAAAGAAAAACAGACUUGGUGGAGUUACAUUAUGAUGGUGAGCUCUUCCUGUAAUUAGUUAAGACAACUGGACUUAAGGGAAAAAAGCAGUACCUGUAAUUAUAUUCUCCAUCAUUUACAUAAUGGCCAAUUAAUCCUUACCCUUAAUUUCAGUGUGAAUUGAAUUAACUCAUAACAGCUUUAAUGUUGAGCACUGAGUAAUCAAGUAGUAUUUUUACUAGUUGUGGCAUCAGUAGACCAUUAUGUUUUCAGAAAGUGUUACACGCAAAGAUUUCCCUUAAAUUACUUCCUUUAAUCUAGUCAGAAAGUAAUAUGGCUGACAUAUUAGCAAGUCAUCUUCAGUUUUAACUAUUUUUAAUUCCUGUUUUAGUGUUGCAUUUGCUCCAGGGCAAAAAUUAACAUGAAAAAAGUUCCAGAAUAUUUCUGUUUUUUUAGUAUAAUCCAGUUCAAGAAAAAAACAUAAAUCACAAGUCCCCAUAAAUUUACAGUGUUGAAGAGCAACAUAACAUAAAGACUGGAAGAAACACUAAAAAAAAUAAAAGGAAAAAAAGAUUUUUAAAAUAGUUUUUGGAAAUACAGGUACUCCAUUUUUAAGCCAGUCUUUAAGGAUCAGUCACUUGCGUAAGUGGAAGAAUUUCUUACCA
This is a messenger RNA of Harpia harpyja (harpy eagle), 2712 nucleotides long. It is a transcript of the gene SH3BP5, whose product is annotated as SH3 domain binding protein 5. Gene Ontology annotation, molecular function: protein kinase inhibitor activity. The transcript has 9 exons. Lineage: Eukaryota; Metazoa; Chordata; Aves; Accipitriformes; Accipitridae. Bases 41 to 1201 code for a protein of 386 amino acids. Gene Ontology annotation, cellular component: cytoplasm. Gene Ontology annotation, biological process: intracellular signal transduction; negative regulation of protein tyrosine kinase activity. The record is from RefSeq and is a predicted model, not a curated record.